Molecule: messenger RNA, 5766 nt
Organism: Dinoponera quadriceps
Lineage: Eukaryota; Metazoa; Arthropoda; Insecta; Hymenoptera; Formicidae
Exons: 2
Coding region: 852-2360 (502 amino acids)
Biological process (GO): anatomical structure morphogenesis; cell differentiation; regulation of DNA-templated transcription
Molecular function (GO): RNA polymerase II cis-regulatory region sequence-specific DNA binding; DNA-binding transcription factor activity, RNA polymerase II-specific
Source: RefSeq, a predicted model, not a curated record
CCGAGCGUACAUCGGCUGUGUUAACGGACGGUGCGACGGGGCGAUAAUGCCACCACCAUCGUGAUCGACGAGCGACCGUGUGAGAGAGAGAGAGGAUCUUAAACGCCAGUUUGCUACACGCGCGUGCACGUCGUCGAUAUCCGGCAGCGAGGAGGACACGUUGCACCGCAGAGAACGAAGGGAAGAAAAGAGAGAGAGAUAGAGACUGUGGCGACUCGACGGAGAGGCGACCAGAGUGCUCGCACGAGCACAUGGGAGUGCGGAAUUCGCGCGUCCUCGUGGCCGCGGUGGUCUCUCGCAUCUGCUUCUCUUCGCUCAGAUAAGCUCGCAACGAGGUGUCGCAGAACGUUCGUUCGGUCGGUCGGACUCGACGCACCGGAUAUCAUCGCGCGCGCAGUCCUCGCGUGAUCCUCAGUCGAGUCGCGUUCACGAGGGGCUCUCGCUUUUUCCGUCGUUGCACCGGGAACACUGCGGCGCGCGCAACUUUUUCCGGACGUUGUCGGAAAGAGAGAAAGAGGGGGAGAAGAGCGACGUUGCUGCUGAAGGACGGAAAGAAGACUUAGUUUUCGUCCCGAGGGAAGAAAGAUCAGAGAAAGAGAGAGAGCUCUUACGAAGCGUGCGUCGCAGCGAUCGCCUGGUCGGUUGGUCGCCACGGGACAUUCGCGAGGCGGACCGCAGAGUGGUCAGUCGCGUCGUGUGCCCGCGCGAGACCGACAGGGGUGAGACGAUUCGGCGCGCGCUCUCCCCGUACGAGUUUAUCAACGGAGCGCGCUGAAUUGUGAUGCGAGUCGUUGACUGUUAAAUUGAAAGUGUGUAGUGCACGCGGAGAGUUUCUCGCAAGCGUUACGAAAAUGGUGCCGCAACAGCAGGACAGUCCCUCGACCUCGGGGCUUCCUACGUUCGGAUCGUUACUUGUGGAUAAAAAUUCGGCGACACCGUACUCCGAUGCAACCCAGACGAAGAAGAACAAUCCGAACCACAUCAAGCGGCCCAUGAACGCCUUCAUGGUCUGGUCGCAGAUCGAGCGCAGGAAGAUCUGCGAGGUCCAGCCGGACAUGCACAACGCCGAGAUCAGCAAGCGUUUGGGCAAGGUGUGGAAGACGCUGAGCGAGUCGCAGAGGAAACCUUUCGUCGACGAGGCUGAGCGACUGAGGAAGCUCCACAUGGUGGAGUACCCCGACUACAAGUACCGACCUAGGAAAAAGGCCUCGAAGCCGGCCCCGGCGCCGAAGACGAAGGAAAGCAAGAAACGAAAGACCUCAUCGUCCUCGUCGGCAUCGUCGUCGUCCAACAGCUCGGCCUCCGCCGGCAGCAUCCUCGGCAUCUCGUCGUUGUCACCCCUGUCAACGCCGAUCCCCACUAGUCACAGGUCGAGGAACGACACGAACAACAACCACCACCACCACCAGUCGACGUCGGUGAAGAGAUUGCAGUCGCACUCAUCGAGCAGCAGGUCCAUAUCCAGGCUGAAGGUGAAGCUGGCCGCGGAUGAGACUCACGUAGACUACACCCCGGCGCCGCCCAACGUCACUGCCAAGGUGCCGAGCAGUCCAUCCUGCGCCACCCCGGACUCGCCCGAGUCCGCGAUCUUCUACGACGACAAUUUCCCCGAGUGCGCGGCCACGUCAUCCGGCAUGUGCGGCAUCGCCGCUAAGAUCAAGCAAGAGCCGGACAUGGAAAUAGAAUACAAGUCCAGCUUCCCGUCGAAGGGCCGGCUGCUCAGCUCGUCCUUGGAUAUGAUGUCGAGCGACAGAAGCAGGGAGUACUGUCGCGACUCCGGUAACCUCGAGCAGCAACCGCCAGCGGCGUUCCAAGUGAAGGAAGAGCUGAUAGUGAAGGAAGAGCCGAUGGAAACGCGUCCCCUGUCCAGGACAAGCUGCCCGCCGUCGGUGAUGGUGACCGGCAGCCCGACGACGCCGACGCCCCACCUGUCGCCGGUUCUCACGCCUCACCUGUCCCCCGUGCUCCCGUCGGCGUUGAUCAUGCCGUCGCACGUGUCACCGGUGCUCCCGUCGACGCCGACCUUGUCAGCUCACGACAUGUCGCACAUGACGGCAACGGUGAUGCUGACGACGGUGAGCGCGUCGCCCGCGCCGGCCACGGACUCCAUGGCCGCCCUCAACGACCCGCUGGCCAACGACGGCACCCACGUGGUUAAGCUCGAGGAACUGAUUAACGAGGCCGAGCUGUACGGCUUCGACCUGCUGCCGUCGUCCGAGAUGGACCUCGAGCUGGACACCGACCUCGACAGGUAUGACAACACCAGCUCCGUCAACGGCGCGCAGUUCAACUUCAGCCACUCGUCCGACGUCCACGACAUGUUUUCCGACUACAACAGCAGCGAGUGGAAUUUUUGUUGAAAGAUCGAGCGGAGAGGCGAGCGGAAGAGACGGGGGAAGAACUAUGACGACGUCGUCCUCGUCGUCGCUGUUAUCUGGUUUGUAAGCGCCGACUCGCGACCGCGACGCGAACCUGAGUACAGCCGCGAACACAGGAGAGAGUUUGCCCGCGCGCUGUCCGCAGGUCGCGCGUCCGCCCGGAGGACGGCCUUCUUCUUCGACGCAACAUCGUCAAGCGUGUCUCCGUCUUUUGUAUUUUUGCGCGCCCGAGAGAGAAGAGGAUUAACGCGCACCUCCUCUCGGUUGCCGACGAGUCGCGCGCCGUGGCGGUGUUCGAGCGUCCCUCGCGAGAAAGAGGGUUGUCCGGCAACGUCGUCCGCACUCGAAGUCGCGGUCAGCCUCCGCAACAGCGUGCGUCGUUUCUUUCGGUCUUCAGACGCGGGUAACGCUGAAUGGAAAAGGGCAGAGAAAGAAGUAACGCGAAUUGCGUCGGGGAUAAGAGGCGCGCACGUACGUCAAUUUCGUAGAUUCCUGCUUCUCGAAAACGAACGCUGGAAUCGAACACCCGACCGAGAGUCGAGAUCCUCGCGUACGAACCGCGUUGGCUAAUUCGCUCAAAUACGCCGGACAACCCGGGGAAACGGGAUCGUCGGAACGUUUCUCUCGGUCAUAUUCUCCGAUCCCCCCCCCCGCUUUCGUCCGGUCGCUAGCGACACUCACUCGCGCUACUCGCAUUCGGCGAAUUCGGACGAAGACGAGAGAGAGAGAGAGAGAGAGGGGCAGUCGGACGUGAAGUAACACGUGUCCCAGGGCGCGCGGCGACUCGGCCAUUUUUCUUCUUUUUUUGUAUAUGUACUGUAGUAUACUAGCUGAUAAGACUUUUGUACGAAGCUCGAUAUAUAUAUAUAUAUAUAUAUCGGAAGCGCGGGCGGCCGAGGCCGCGUCGGCAGACGAGGCGCGGAGGAAGAAUUCAUUCGGAGGGCCGGCAAAUUACACGCUGUCGUGGCAAAUAGAUAUACAGGAUACGAGUAUUUGUACUCCCGAGUACAAGUCGAAUAUUUUACGAGUCGAUUUCUCAGGUCGGACUGCGUUAUCGCGUGUGAACGAAUUUUCCUCGUGAUAAGUAACCUCAAAAAUCAACUCCUAAAACAUGCCGGACGGUAUACUUCGGAAGAGAAACACCCUGUAGAUUUAUUCACAACGUCCGCGGCGGAUAACGAGCGGGGAGAUACUCGUCGUGGCUCUCACGUGGCUAUACGGAGGGCAGCGGGGCAAAAGUGAGAAGAGGAGGGGGAGGAGGUGGAGGCGGUUCACCUUGCCGCCACGACGCGGCCUACAGCGGCCCGCGCCUUUUUUUGUGCAUACCGGUAUAUAGACGCGUAAUAUUAGUAAUAUAUAACUCUUCGUAGCGUAAGCGAAAACGAUACCGCAGCCAAUGGCGGGGUGAGAUCGGCGCGCGCGUCUCGAGCGGCCCGCCGACCGACCCGGCGUUCUUUCCGCCGCCGAGAGAUCGACGGUUUCCUUCACCCACGAGGCGGCUCUCACAUAUUUUUUCGCUCCCUUCGCGUCGGACCACCGCCAUCAUCGCGUGUUUCACGCGCGAACGCGGCUGUCCGAUACUCGUCGUGUCGCGGGAGCGAUCGAGCGAGUCGAACUUUCGGAAUCGGCAGAUCAACGUCGAGGUCCAACAGCGCGACACUGAAUCCUCGCGUCUCCUCGACGGCGCGUUCGUGAGAACGGUGAGUUUGUUUUCGGCUUUGUUUUCGCCUUCUUCUCUCGAGAUUCGUCUCGCUUCGCCGAACAGCGCGCGCGUUUUUCGCGAGAAGGUCGGAAGACCGAAGGUGGCUUCCUUCGAUCAAAAGGAGAGUUGUUGUUUCGUUUUUUCUUUCUCACCGAUUUGGAUUUUUUCACCCUGUCCUCGAGAUCUGCACCUUUUUGAUUGCACGAGCAGACGCGGAGCGCCGUAAAGAUGGAUCGCGAUCGUACGGGAACCGCGGAGUCGCCUCGUGGAGUGUGGAGCCGUAACGAGAAACCGGAAAGUUCGCCGAGAGUGAGAGAUUCGAGAAACCCGGAUGGGGACGACGCGCUCCGAGGCGAGAUUCCUCGCGGAGAACGUCGUCGUCGAUCGGCACAUAGGCGCGCGCGCGCGAUCUUGCUCGCGAAGGGAGAUACGCGUACCGAUGAUGACAACACAGGUGCUGAGGGAUGCGUGAUGCGCGUGGUGUCGCGAUGUCAACGAGAGAGAGAGGGAGAGAAAGAAAGAUAUAUGUAUAUAUAUAUACAUAUAAUAUAUAUAUAUAUAUAUAUAUGCAUAUAAUCGCUUCGUUCUCUCGCGACGAUAGCAAUAACCGAUAUCAACGCGCACUCUCAGCUGGGGGAAACAUCAUCGUCGUCGUCGGUUUGCGAGAAGGAAGCAGACGAGAACGACCGGCAAUCUGCGCCCGGUGAUCGAUCGGUACGCGUACGGUCCCGACCUUACGUGGGGGUAUCUCGCCUCGAGUCCGUUGUUUCGGCAGGCCGACGGAAGACGGGUUUCUUCCGCGUGUAUUGUACGCGUAGACGCGCAAAGAGGAAGGCGGAUGGACAACGGGAUGUUCUACGAAUGCCCUCGCGGAACAUCCUCGCGUUCUCUCCAUGGAUACGUCCUUCUCUUCGGCUGUUCGGACGAGAGCCGCGAGAUUCUCGGCUUUUCGGUGACCUCGGCCGGAUCCUUGUCGGGUUCUCCAAACGACGGUGGAAAACCGGCGAGGAACUCGCGGCUCGAUCGCAGGUAAAUGACUCGACGACGGUUCGUCGCGUAUGAAGGAUGCCCGAGGUUCUCCCCGACGAUCGGUCCGAGUGACGGUCUUUCGAUCCUCCGGGAUUCCGCGGGUCGUGAAAUUUCGCAGAAGGGAAGGACGAAAUGGACGCGACGACAACCUCGACGUACCGCAGCGGAUUUUCGCGGACGACUACGUCUCGAGAGGAGAGUGAAGAGAGAGAGGGAGAGGGUGGAAGAAAGAGGGAGAGGCAGUUCUGGUCUCUCUGAGCGGGAAACGGGGCAAGGAUGGCAACGCGAGCGUUUCUCGGUGAUCGAUCGUGCGCACGAUCCGACGCUAGAUCUAGCGGUUGAGAUCCAGCGGCGACGUCGGCGAUCGAGCGAUCGAGCGAACGAGCGAGCCUGCUGAAGUAGGUGAGAUCGUGAGACGAGGCGACGCGAAGAGCGAGGUAAGCGAGCCACGCUUGGUCGCGCGCGCGCGCGCGCGCGGUUAUCGAUAUGUCAAACUUUUGAUCUCAUGAUAUCUUUAUGUUUACUUUUGCGUAGCGAUUAAUUUGACGAUAUAUUCAUAAACUGUCGCCACAGUCGACAUCAGCAAAACUACCAUUAUUCUCUUUUCUACUUCUCGUUAAGAUCUCUGCGCCGUAUCUUCGUCCCCCUUUUCCUCCU